UUUUUUUUUUCUUUGCCAAGCGAGACCAAGCCAAACUGGCUUGUGGUCGUUGCCCGUUGUCCCCGGCAGCCCGGACUGCUGGCCUCCACUCUUUCUUUCUUUCUAUCAACACUUUCCCCACUAGCAAUCAACUCCCACGCGCACAAAGUGCCGAACGCCCAAACCCCAUUAUAUUAUAUAAUAUCUAUCUAGCACUACGAGCGAGCCAAACAUUCGCUCAAUUCCUUCCUUCCUCGUCGCCUCACACUCGUCUCGCCACCAAACACGCAGCGGCAGCUUGCUCACCCCGCUGGUUCGGCCGCCCUCCACCACUUCUCAAGCUUGCUGGAAGCGUCCGUCCUGCCUGCGUAUUGGCUAGGCUAGGAUCUGCAUACGCCUUUUUCAGUGAAGAACCAAGACUGAAAGACCGCUGUCCCGACCACCCAGCAAUUUGCCAGAUUCUUUCUUGCCCCAAAACCCCCAGAGAGAAAACAGAAAAGACCCAAUGUUCUGCUAAGCUGGAGAUGUUCCUAGAGCCAGGCAGCCAUCUUCUCGCGUAGCAAAGCUGCUGUGAAUUAGAGUAGAGGGCCUUUUGAGACACCAACAACCAGAUGGCACACCCAGCCUCGUCAGGCAUCCUCGGAUGCGUCACACUGCUCUGCAUCUUCUCAUCCGCCGCUGCGGUUGGCAGCAACGCCACCGGCUCUGGCCAGAUACGCUUGGACUGUGGGGCAUCAAGCUCGACGAGCACAGACGCUGAUGGCCGGAGUUGGGACAGCGACGCCAGCUCCAAGUUCGCGCCUUCACUGAAUGGAGUCGCAGCCACUGCUUCAUCCCAGGACCCUUCGCUGCCAUCCCCUACGCCUUACAUGACUGCUCGCGUCUUCACCUCAAACUACACCUACUCCUUUCCUGUUACUCCUGGCCGCAUGUUCGUGCGCCUCUACUUCUAUCCCACCAUCUAUGGCGGUAACCAUGCUCCUGCAGAUGCUUACUUCGGCGUCACAGCAGCCAACCUGACCCUUUUACAGAGCUUCAACGCCUCCCAAACCUCUCUAUCACUUGGUGUUGCCUUCUUUGUCCGUGAGUACUCCGUAAACGUCACUGAAGGCAGCCUAGACCUCACUUUCUCUCCAUCCACACACCACAAUGGCUCGUACGCGUUCAUCAACGGGAUCGAGAUCGUGCCCACGCCUGACCUCUUCACGACACCGACACCAACACUAUCCAAUGGGGGCAACCCGGAUCCGUUCCCUAUUCUUGCUGGAACGGGGUUCGAAACAAUGUACCGGCUUAACGUUGGAGGCCAGGCCAUCUCACCAGGAGGAGAUACUGGCUUCUAUCGUUCAUGGGUUAAUGACGUCCCUUACAUAUAUGCUGCUGGUUUUGGGGUGGCUUUUGGGAAAGACGACAACCUUACCAUCAGCUACACACCCACUGUGCCAAACUACACUGCACCGGUUGAUGUCUAUGCAACUGCUCGCUCUAUGGGGCCAAAUGCCCAGAUCAACCUGAACUACAAUCUCACAUGGAUUCUACCCGUUGAUGCCGGGUUCUACUACCUCCUGAGGUUCCAUUUCUGUGAGAUCCAGUAUCCGAUCACAAAGGUCAACCAGAGGUCGUUCUUCAUCUACAUCAACAACCAGACAGCGCAGCAGGAGAUGGAUGUCAUCGCGUUCAGCGGAGGAAUCGGCAGGACGGUGUACACGGACUACGUCACCGUCACGGCUGGUUCUGGUCAGACGUACCUAUGGGUUGCCCUCCACCCGGAUCUUACGACGAGGCCCGAGUACUUCGACGCAAUACUCAACGGCCUGGAGGUCUUCAAGCUGCAGAAUUACGGAAACAACAGUCUUAAUGGGCUCAACCCUCCCCUUCCAUCUGUUCAGCCUAACAACAACGGGAAUGGGGAGCCUAGUGUGAGAAGGAAAGGUGCUGCGCCGGCACCGGCAGCCAUUGCUGGAGCUGUUGGUGGUUUUGCUGUGCUACUCAUUGCUGCCUUUGGUGCGUGCAUCGUCUGCAGAAGAAAGGAGGUAGCAAAUAAGGAGUCUAGGAAACCCGAUGACGGCCACUGGACUCCUCUCACUGACUACAGCAAGUCACGGUCGAACACCUCAGGGAAGACAGCGACCACAGGGAGCCGUACAUCAACGUUGCCAUCCAAUCUGUGCCGCCAUUUCUCGUUUGGCGAGAUCCAGGCGGCCACCAAGAACUUCGACCAAGCCUCUCUCCUCGGUAAAGGCGGCUUUGGAAACGUGUACCUUGGAGAGAUAGACAGUGGCACGAUGGUGGCGAUCAAGCGCGGGAACCCGACGUCUGAGCAGGGCGUCCACGAGUUCCAGACGGAGAUCGAGAUGCUGUCGAAGCUCCGGCACCGGCACCUCGUGUCGCUGAUCGGGUACUGCGACGACAUGAAUGAGCUGAUUCUAGUGUACGACUACAUGGCGAACGGGACUCUGAGGGAGCACCUGUACAACACCAAGAGGGCGGCGCUGUCCUGGAAGAAGCGGCUGGAGAUAUGCAUCGGCGCGGCGCGGGGGCUGCACUACCUGCACACAGGCGCGAAGCACACCAUCAUACACAGGGACGUGAAGACCACCAACAUCCUGCUGGACGACAAGCUGGUGGCCAAGGUUUCCGACUUCGGGCUGUCCAAGACGGGUCCCAACAACGUCGACAACACCCACGUGAGCACGGUCGUGAAGGGCAGCUUCGGGUACCUCGACCCGGAGUACUUCCGGCGGCAGCAGCUGACGGAGAAGUCGGACGUCUACUCGUUCGGGGUCGUGCUGUUGGAGGUCCUGUGCGCGCGGCCCGCCCUGAGCCCCUCGCUCCCCAAGGAGCAGGUGAGCCUGGCCGACUGGGCGCUGCACUGCCAGAGGAAGGGCGUGCUCGGGCAGAUCAUCGACCCGCACCUGCAGGGGCAGGUCUCCCCGCAGUGCUUCCUCAAGUUCGCGGAGACCGCGGAGAAGUGCGUGGCGGACCGCAGCGUCGACAGGCCGUCCAUGGCCGACGUGCUCUGGAACCUCGAGUUCGCGCUGCAGCUGCAGGGGAGCGCGGAGGACAGCGGCAGCGUCGUCGUCGUCACCGACGGAACGACGUCGUCGUCCUCGAACAGGUCGUCGCCGCUUAUCGUCUCCGGGCUUCACUCGGACGAGCCGCCGACGGACAGUACGACCACCACCACCACCACGUCGUCGACGACGACUUUGAGCAUGAUGGGACGGAGCCUCGCCAGCGUGGAGUCGGACGAGCUGACCCCGAGCAGCGUCUUCUCGCAGCUCAUGCAUCCAGGUGGCAGAUGAAAACGGAAAGUACAACUGGAGUAGAUAUCGUCUGAUCGAUGUGCUAUAUAUAUGUUUCUAGUUCAUGCUAUAUAUAUAUAUGUGGGCAACUAGUAUAGUUAUGCUCCAUACAUAUUCAUCAUAUAGUUCAUCCUAUAUAUUAGUAUGUAUUGUGCUAGAGCCCUCUGAAUUAUAUAUCUUAAACAUGUACCUGAGCUAUGUUCUCACUUCUUCAAGGCCGAUCUGUAAUGUUUGCGUCUACAAGCAAUGAGAAUGAGGUGUCACUCUUCGAUUUCA
This is a messenger RNA of Zea mays, 3560 nucleotides long. Its product is annotated as receptor-like protein kinase FERONIA. Bases 591 to 3284 code for a protein of 897 amino acids. Gene Ontology annotation, biological process: protein phosphorylation. Gene Ontology annotation, molecular function: ATP binding; transmembrane receptor protein tyrosine kinase activity. The transcript is spliced from 2 exons. The record is from RefSeq and is a predicted model, not a curated record. NCBI's taxonomy places the organism in Eukaryota, Viridiplantae, Streptophyta, Magnoliopsida, Poales, Poaceae.